AAAACUUAUUGCCAGUUCUCUUUCUUGACUAACUGAAGCAACAAGGAGACUAAAAUGUUACUUCUUUUACCCAUAUUUUUAACACUCUUAUUGUCUGCUCUUGAGUUUGCAGACUCCAAUGCUCAUUAUGACAAGAUUUUACUCCAUAGUCGUAUCAGAGGUCAGAAACAAGGCCCAAAUGUCUGUGCCCUUCAACAGAUCUUGGGCACUAAAAAGAAAUACUUCAGUACUUGCAGAAACUGGUAUCAAGGAGCCAUCUGUGGGAAGAAAACGACUGUGUUAUAUGAAUGUUGCCCUGGAUAUAUGAGAAUGGAAGGCAUGGAAGGCUGCCCUGCAGUGUUGCCUAUCGACCAUGUUUAUGGCACUUUGGGCAUUGUGGGAGCUACUACAACUCAAGGAUAUGCUGAUGUGUCAAAACUGAGAGAAGAGAUAGAAGGAAAAGGCUCCUAUACUUUCUUUGCACCAAGUAAUGAAGCUUGGGAUAACUUGGAUUCUGAAAUCCGUAGGGGUUUGGAGAGUAAUGUCAAUGUUGAAUUGUUGAAUGCUUUACAUAGUCAUAUGGUGAACAAGAGAAUGUUGACCAAGGAUUUGAAAAAUGGAUUGGUUGUUCCCUCUAUGUACAACAAUCUUGGGCUCUUUAUCAAUCAUUACCCUAAUGGAGUUGUUACUGUUAACUGUGCUCGAAUUAUCCAUGGCAACCAGAUUGCAACAAAUGGUGUUGUACAUGUCAUUGACCGUGUCCUAACACAGAUUGGUACUUCAAUCCAAGAUUUCCUCGAGGCAGAAGAUGAUCUUUCAUCUUUUCGAGCAGCUGCCAUCACAUCAGACCUAUUGGAAGCCCUUGGAAGAGAUGGUCACUUCACACUCUUUGCUCCCACUAAUGAAGCUUUCGAAAAGCUUCCAAGGGGUGUGCUGGAAAGGAUCAUGGGGGAUAAAGUAGCUUCUGAAGCUCUCCUGAAGUACCAUAUUUUAAACACUCUCCAAUGUUCUGAGGCCAUCAUGGGAGGUGCAGUGUUUGAAACCCUGGAAGGAACUACAGUUGAAAUUGGCUGUGAUGGUGAAAGUCUAACAGUUAAUGGGGUCAAAAUGGUAAACCGCAAGGAUAUUGUCACAAAUAAUGGAGUAAUCCAUUUAAUCGACCAGGUGUUAAUUCCUGAUUCUGCCAAGCAAGUUAUCGAGCUUGCUGGGAAGCAACAAACUACCUUCACAGAUCUUGUGGCCCAGCUAGGCUUGGCUUCCAGUCUAAAGCCUGAUGGAGAAUACACAUUACUGGCUCCUACAAAUAAUGCUUUUACUGAUGAUACUCUGAGCAUGGAUCAGCGCCUUCUUAAAUUAAUUCUUCAAAACCACAUUUUGAAAGUGAAAGUUGGACUCAAUGAGCUUUAUAAUGGACAGCACCUAGAGACCCUGGGAGGCAAGCAGCUCAGAGUUUUUGUCUAUCGAACGGCCAUCUGCAUUGAAAAUUCAUGUAUGCUUAGAGGAAGUAAACAGGGAAGGAAUGGUGCUAUUCAUGUGUUCCAAGAGAUUAUUAAACCUGCUGAGAAAUCUCUGCAUGAGACAUUGAAACAGGAUAAGCGUUUUAGCAUUUUCCUCAACCUACUUGAAGCUGCAGAUUUGAAAGAUAUUCUGAUACAACCAGGAGAAUGGACAUUGUUUGUGCCAACUAAUGAUGCUUUUAAGGGACUUACAAAUGAAGAAAAAGAAAUACUAAUACGGGACAAAAAUGCUCUUCAAAAUAUUAUCCUUUAUCACUUGACACCAGGAGUUUUCAUUGGGAAAGGAUUUGAACCUGGUGUUACAAACAUUCUUAAGACAACCCAAGGAAGCAAAAUCUUUCUUAAAGGCGUAAAUAACACACUUAUGGUGAAUGAAGUAAAAUCAAAAGAAUCUGAUGUCAUGACAACCAAUGGUGUCAUUCAUGUUGUAGACAAACUACUCUACCCUGCAGACAUACCUGUUGGAAAUGAUCAACUGCUGGAAAUCCUCAAUAAAUUGAUAAAAUACAUUCAAAUUAAGUUUGUCCGUGGCAGUACCUUCAAAGAAAUCCCUGUAACUGUUUAUACAACUAAAAUUAUUACAAAAGUUGUGGAACCCAAAAUUAAAGUGAUUGAAAGCAGUCUUCAACCUAUUGUCAAAAGUGAAGGACCUUCAAUGAGAAUUGAAGGUGAUUCUGAAUUCCAAGUGAUUAAGGAGGGUGAAACAGUAACUAAAGUGAUUCAUGGAGAACCAAUUAUUAAAAAAUAUACCAAAAUUAUUGGUGGGCGACCAGUAGAAAUAACUGAAAAAGAGACAACAGAAGAAAGAAUUAUUAAAGGUCCUGAAAUAAAAUAUACCCGCAUUUCUUCUGGUAAUGUUGGAGAGACAGAAGAAACUUUAAAGAAGUUUCUUCAGGAAGAGGUCACCAAGGUCACCAAAUUCAUUGAAGGUAGUGAUGCUCAUUUGCUUGAAGAUGAAGAAAUCAAAAGGCUGCUUCAGGGAGACCGACCAAUGAGGAAAGUACCAGCCAACAAAAGGACACAAGGAACAAGAAGAAGGUCAAGAGAAGGUCGUCCUCAGUGAUACUCCAGAAAGCAGACCUCGUACAACUAUAAAUCAACCGUUGAAUCUUUGAAGAAAAAAUUGUGAAAGCCACUUUGAUUUUGGAAACCUUUCCAAACUGAACCAUGAGCCCAUUGCAGAAAAAGCAGGGAACAAUCCAGAAUGUAAAUUUUGCUAUUUCUUGUAAAUGAGAAAUAUAAAUGAAAUUAGAAUUUUUAAAAAAGAAAAUGAAUGAAUAGAUGUGUUUGUAGAAGAAUAUGGAUAGUGAGAGGGAAAUGAGUUGUAUGUGCUUUGCACAUAUAGCUCAGCAGAGUCCUUGCAUCUUCAAAUGCAAAACAAUUUUUGUCAGGUUUUAAUGCCAACAGCAUUCAUUAUAGUGGAUAAUGCCAAUGCUGGCAUCAUGUUCUUUUAUUUCAUGAAAAUCUGAGUGACUAAAUUUUACCAAUUCAUGUGAAGCUUCAAAAAUUCAUUUCCAAAAGUGAAAAUGUUGGCAAGAUACACACAAAAUCAGUAUUUGCAACAUGAAGCCAAUUCAAUUCAAUGUAAAUCUUAAAGUCUUGAAAUGAUAUCCCUUUAAGAAGCUUGAGUCAUAAAUUGCAUCUAAGGGAAACAUAGAAUGCACACAAACAUUUUACCUCUGCAUGGGUAAUUAAAUUGCAAAAAAAAAAAAAAAAAUGGGUGCUUGAUAUGGAAACUGUUAUAUCAAAAAUGCUUUGCUCAUUUCUGAUACUAAUGUGGAGUUAUUUGUAAAUGAUGUCAUUUUUAUAACUUGUUUUGUAUUCAUGAACUGUUUGUCAUUUGCUUCUUGCAAUAUAUAUGUAUAUUUUUAAUCUUAAAUGUUUCAAUACAGCCAUUUGUCAAGUCCAAAGAAAGUUACUUCAAAAUGUGUAGCUUUGAAGUUACAAGGAUUUAAUUUAAUAGGUGGUUUGGGUUUGGGAACAUGACUUUAUACCUCUUUUUGAAACAAAUAUUCAUUAAAGGAAAUUUACUAAAUUCAGUGUCCCAUGUAUUGGCAAGGUAAUGAUUAGAAUAGAGAAAUGAAAAGAGUAGGUUAAGGUUGCCCAGGUGUUCUCAAGCUUCAGGCAUACCUAUGGAUAGAAAGUUACAUGCUAUGUUGGAAAGUUCAAUAAAGUAAAAAUUAAGAGAA
Antechinus flavipes (yellow-footed antechinus) is the source of this 3685-nucleotide messenger RNA. RefSeq names its product periostin (gene POSTN). Gene Ontology annotation, molecular function: protein binding. Bases 55 to 2559 code for a protein of 834 amino acids. The record is from RefSeq and is a predicted model, not a curated record. The transcript is spliced from 23 exons. Lineage: Eukaryota; Metazoa; Chordata; Mammalia; Dasyuromorphia; Dasyuridae.